AUGCUCACGCUGGCUUAUCACCACUGGCCUUUGCCUUUGACAUCGUUUGCGACCCGCUCCGCUGUUGCAGCGAACAUCACUGACCAGGAACAGGAUGGCGUUCUAAUUCGCGGACCCUCCGUACUUCCGGAGGCAAAGCGUGCACUUGCAAUACUAAAUGGCGGGAAUAAGCAAGGAAUCAAGAUUCCAUACAUCAUGAUGACGAACGGAGGGGGUUCGACAGAAGCGGACCGUGUUACGAGGUUGAGCGCAGAGCUGGGCAUCCAAGUGCAUCCAAGCCAGAUGGUUCAGUCACAUACCGUACUCCGCUCGCUUGCGCACAAGUACGCUGACGAACCGGUGCUCGUCCUGGGUGGUAUUAACGAUGCAGUGCGCAAGAAGAGUUAUAGUGCUCUCGACGUUCACGCGUCGAAUCCGAGCGUAUUUCCGUUCCAUCGCAUGACGCCUGAAGAGCUCGCGGCUGCUAAGCCCUUCGAUCUCUCGAAUACGGCCUUUCGCGCCGUCUUUGUCUUCUGCGACUCGCGCAACUGGGGCCUCGACAUCCAGGUCAUGAUCGAUGUGCUUCGUGCGCAAGGUGGGGUUAUCGGGGCGCCGUACCGUGUCAAAGGUGAGCCGCCCGUGGUCGAACUUGUCUUCUGCAACCCAGAUCUGCUAUGGCGGAACGACUUUCCGCAGCAUCGCUUCGCGCAGGGUAUCUUCAAGGAGUCAUUCCAAUCAGUGCACAAACUCAUGACGGGGGAAAUAUACCCGUAUAAGCAAUUUGGAAAGCCAUCGCCGGAGACGUACGACUUUGCGAAAAAGCUGCUGCUAGCACAUGCUACCGAGCUAGGAGGACCCAAAGGACCUGGAGCGCCCGAGACGAGCAUUAAACCUACGAUCGAGCUUCAGAAUGUGGAAGAAGCGGUUAAGUGGGCUAUGCAACGUGAGGGGCUGGAUAUCUAG
Molecule: messenger RNA, 942 nt
Organism: Penicillium samsonianum
Lineage: Eukaryota; Fungi; Ascomycota; Eurotiomycetes; Eurotiales; Aspergillaceae
Exons: 10
Coding region: 1-942 (313 amino acids)
Biological process (GO): glycerophospholipid biosynthetic process
Cellular component (GO): mitochondrion
Source: RefSeq, a predicted model, not a curated record